AAAAUAAUUAUUAAUAUGAAUAUUGUUUUUUCAGAUGGUUUCUCUGAUGUGAAUUUUAAUAAACAUUUGAUUUUCGACUUAAAUCAAAUUGAGAAAACUCAAAAGAAUGAAAUUUCUUCAUUUUCAUGUUUUGAAAACAGUGAUGAAAGAGCAGAACUUCACUCGCCUAUAUUUAAGAAAAUGACAAUAUCAGUCAAAAAUACAAAUAUGGAUAAUUCUGAUACAGAAAACUUAUGUUUACAAAGCAAAUAUGAUGCUAUUAUCAAUUGUGAUAAUUCAGAUGAUUUAGAUAAUUAUCAAAAACUUUCUCAAAUACCUAAUGGAUUAAUAAAUCAUUCCUCAAAGAUGAACAAACUGAAAUCAAGUGACUGUCAUAUAGCUGAUAUUUCUAGAGGACUGUGUAACUGGAAAGCAAUUAUAUUUUUAGUAUUAUGGUAUUUUUUUAGUUUCACAACACUGUUUUUGAAUAAAUAUAUUCUUGCAUAUCGAAAAGGCGAUCCAACUGUUUUGGGAAUUGUUCAAAUGUUUUGUUGUGCUAUUUGUGGAUAUAUUCAAUUACAUUUCUCAUGUGGAUUAUAUAAAAAAUUACCUCCAAGAAAGAUAACACUUCAGUGUUUAUUACGAAUGGCUCUUGUUGGCAGUUUAAGGUUUUCUACUGUCCUACUUGGGUUAAUUGCACUUUGGUAUGUUCCUGUUUCAUUUGCUGAAACAGUGAAAAGUUCAGCACCUGUUUUUACAGUUGUAAUAUCCAGGUUAAUUCUUGGUGAUAAGACAAGUCUUUUGGUUAUAUCAUCUCUCUUUCCUGUCAUGGGUGGAUUGGCUUUAUGUAGUGCAAAUGAAUUGAGUUUUAAUACUUUAGGAUUUAUUGCAGCUGUGGCAACAAAUCUUUCAGAGUGUUUUCAAAAUGUAUAUUCUAAAAUGUUAUUAAGUGGAGAAAAAGUUACCUAUAGUCCUCCUGAACUUCAGUGUUUCAGUAGUUUAGCAUCUAUAGGAGUACAAAUACCAGCAUCAAUUAUGCUGGUUAAUUUUCCUAAGGUUUGGGCAGGCCUAAACCAUGAAAUGAUAUUAAUAUUAGUACUCGGAGGAGUUUCAUUCCAUUGUCAGAGUUUAAUGGAAUAUAUGUUGUUGGGAUAUAUAUCACCUGUUACGCACAGUGUUGCAAAUACGACUAAACGAGCAUUACUUAUUUGGUUAUCGGUAUUAACAUUUGGCAAUAAAGUGACGUUUUUGAGUGGCUUGGGAACAAUGAUUGUAAUUUUUGGUGUUGUAUUUUAUAAUAAAGCACAAGAAUUAACAAUGAGAACACCAACUCCAAUAGUUCCACCUUUUUCUGCUGGUGCCAAAGGAGGAGUACAUGCAAUUUGAUAUUUAUUUAUGCUAAUGGGAUGUAAAUUUUAUUACAUAUGU
Messenger RNA from Centruroides sculpturatus (bark scorpion), 1407 nucleotides. RefSeq names its product solute carrier family 35 member E2B-like. Lineage: Eukaryota; Metazoa; Arthropoda; Arachnida; Scorpiones; Buthidae. Gene Ontology annotation, molecular function: antiporter activity. The record is from RefSeq and is a predicted model, not a curated record. Gene Ontology annotation, cellular component: Golgi apparatus. The coding region runs from base 16 to 1365 and encodes 449 amino acids. The transcript is spliced from 6 exons.